This is a messenger RNA of Helianthus annuus (common sunflower), 639 nucleotides long. RefSeq names its product probable glutathione peroxidase 4. Gene Ontology annotation, biological process: response to oxidative stress. The record is from RefSeq and is a predicted model, not a curated record. The transcript has 6 exons. The coding region runs from base 1 to 534 and encodes 177 amino acids. NCBI's taxonomy places the organism in Eukaryota, Viridiplantae, Streptophyta, Magnoliopsida, Asterales, Asteraceae. Gene Ontology annotation, molecular function: glutathione peroxidase activity.
AUGGGCACAUCCGCAUCCGUCCUCGAACAAUCAUCAGUUCAUGAUUUCACAGUCAAGGAUAGCACGGGAAAGGAUGUCAAUCUUAGCAUCUACAAAGGGAAAGUCCUUCUCAUUGUCAAUGUUGCUUCCAAAUGUGGAUUAACGAAUUCGAAUUACACGCAACUUACUGAGAUUUAUAGGAAAUACAAGGAUAGAGGUUUCGAGAUACUAGCAUUCCCGUGCAAUCAAUUCUUGCAACAAGAACCAGGGACGAUAGAAGAGACUGUCCAGUUUGUCUGUGAGAGGUUCAAGGCCGAAUACCCGAUCUUUGCAAAAGUGAAAGUCAACGGGAGUAACACUGAACCAUUAUACAAGUACUUGAAAGCGAAUGGAGGUGGACUUAUGGGUACUACAAUCAAAUGGAACUUCACAAAGUUUCUUAUUAACAAGAAAGGAGAAGUGAUACGUCGAUAUGGAGCUAGGAUUGAACCAUCGUCAAUUGAGGUUGACAUUGAGAAGGCCUUAGAAGAGCCUGAAGAAAACCAAGGGAAAUAAUAGGAUACAAUAUAUAUUAUAUUCUAUAAUCUAUUUAUACACCAAAAAUUGGAGUCCCUAAACUUGUUUAAAGUAUAUCAAAUAGAUCAUAAUUUGAUGAGAUGA